Molecule: messenger RNA, 1694 nt
Organism: Ipomoea triloba (trilobed morning glory)
Lineage: Eukaryota; Viridiplantae; Streptophyta; Magnoliopsida; Solanales; Convolvulaceae
Product: beta-amyrin 28-monooxygenase-like
Exons: 3
Coding region: 79-1524 (481 amino acids)
Biological process (GO): sterol metabolic process
Molecular function (GO): oxidoreductase activity, acting on paired donors, with incorporation or reduction of molecular oxygen; heme binding; monooxygenase activity
Source: RefSeq, a predicted model, not a curated record
CAAAAAAGAACAAAUUAAAGCUUGUGAAGCAUUAUUAUAUUCAAACAAAAAAAAAAAAAGAAGUUUGAUUUGAACAUCAUGGAGGUUUUCUAUGCAUCAUUCAUUGGCCUCUUCGUGGUGUUUGUAUCAAUCUCCCUCCACUUCCUGUUCUACAAGAGCAAGCCCGGCGGGAACGGUACCCUCCCGCCGGGAAAGACAGGGUGGCCGUUGAUCGGCGAGAGCCUGGAGUUCCUCUCCGCCGGGUGGAAAGGGCAGCCGGAGAAGUUCGUGUUCGAGCGGAUGGCCAAGUACUCCUCCACCGUGUUUAGAACACACCUCCUAGGCGAAAAGGCGGCGGUGUUCUGCGGCCCCGCGGGGAACAAGUUCUUAUUCUCCAACGAGAAUAAGCUUGUCCAGGCCUGGUGGCCCGAAUCCGUGAACAAGCUAUUCCCAUCCUCCACGCAAACCUCGUCCAAAGAGGAAGCCAUCAAGAUGAGAAAAAUGCUCCCAACUUUCUUCAAGCCCGAGGCCCUCCAACGCUACGUGGGAAUCAUGGACGCCAUUGCCCAGCGCCACUUCUCCGGCGAGUGGGACGGCAAACACCAAGUCAUAGUUUUCCCCCUAGCCAAGCACUACACUUUCUGGCUCGCCUGCAAGAUCUUCGUGAGCGUGGGCGAGCCAGAGGCGGUCGCCCAGCUCGCCCUUCCUUUCAACGCCAUAGCCUCGGGGCUCAUUACCCUCCCCAUAGACGUGCCCGGGACGCCCUAUAACCGCGCGAUUAAGGCCUCCAACUUGAUCAGAAAGGAGCUGGUGGGCAUGAUCAGGCAGAGAAAGGUGGAUUUAGCGCAGGGGAAAGCCACGCCCAAUCAAGAUAUUUUGUCGCACAUGCUUUUGACAAGUGAUGAAAAUGGGAGGUUCAUGGGUGAAUCCAAUAUUGCUGAUAAGAUAUUAGGGUUGCUUGUUGGAGGCCAUGACACUGCUAGCUCUGCUUGCACUUUUGUUGUUAAGUAUCUUGCUGAGCUUCCCGAGAUCUAUCAUGGAGUCUACAAGGAGCAAAUGGAAAUCGCAAAUUCAAAAGCUCCAGGUGAGGUGCUGAGCUGGGAAGAUAUUCAGAAGAUGAAGUAUUCAUGGAAUGUUGCAUGUGAAGUUUUGAGACUUGCACCACCCCUCCAGGGAGCUUUUAGGGAAGCCCUUGCUGAUUUCAUGUUCAAUGGUUUCUACAUUCCUAAAGGAUGGAAGAUCUAUUGGAGUGCAAAUUCUACGCAUAGAAAUUCAGACUACUUUUCGGAACCUGAGAAGUUUAAUCCAUCGAGAUUUGAAGGAAGUGGACCAGGUCCCUACACAUUUGUGCCCUUCGGAGGAGGACCUAGAAUGUGCCCUGGCAAAGAAUAUGCACGAUUAGAAAUUUUGGUGUUCAUGCACCAUCUUGUCAAGCGAUUCAAGUUUAGUAAAGUGAUUCCAGACGAAAAAAUCGUCGUUGAUCCAAUGCCCAUUCCGGAAAAGGGACUCCCAAUCCGACUCUACCCUCAUAACAAGGAAAAUUAAUCAAGAAUUGAUGCAUGCAGGCUGAUGAAACUUCAAAUUUUAUGUAUUGAUAUCCUUAAAAAGGAAUUUUUAGGUCACGGAGUGCAAGAUUACGAAGGGUUAUGUGAAAUUAUGGGGAUGUAAAAUUAUUUUGUGAUACGUUUAAUUAAAAUUGUGAAAAUGUAAUAAUA